Caenorhabditis sp. 36 PRJEB53466 is the source of this 660-nucleotide messenger RNA. Lineage: Eukaryota; Metazoa; Nematoda; Chromadorea; Rhabditida; Rhabditidae. The record is from the annotation of a GenBank genome assembly.
AUGCUGCCGACCAUCCCUGCCUUUCCGUCUCGAAAUCUUGGUCCCUAUCGUCCGCACCAUCCGUUCCGUGUCCAAUUUGCGAUGGUUCUGAUGGUACCACAAGUGUAUCCGAUCGGACUUCCGCCGACUUUUACGAUGAGAAACCGUGGAGGAGCAAUGAGAGCACAUCCGUUCUGGCGUCCGGAAAGCGAUAAUAACCAGCAGGACCAUGGUCUCCGGAUAACUCCGCCGUCUGAGACGUCUACUCCGAUUGGAUCCAUUGGUGAUCCGAGAAUUCAGAACGAGCAUGCGUCUGUUCUGACGACGAACCAGUUGACGGAUCAGCAAAAGGAGGCGCUCGAGAAGAGAUACGCCGUUUUGGAGUACAUUCAAGAGGAGGAACGGCAGAAGUUGGCGAGUGAGCUCGGUUUGAGUGCGGAACAAAUCAAGAAUUGGUUUGAUAAUAAUCGAAAAAGCGGAACGGAGCAACGUAGAAUGCAUCUGAACCGAAAACAUUUCACCAAGGAGCAAAAGGAGGUGCUGAAGAAGAGAUUCUCCAUUUCUAAAUCAAUUAGCAAAAACGAUUGCGAAGAGUUGGCGAGUGAGCUUAAUGUAACUUCUGAUCGAAUUAAGAAGUGGUUCUCAAACAGACGGACCAAGCAACGCGCUCAAUCUAAAUGA